Messenger RNA from Phascolarctos cinereus (koala), 2540 nucleotides. The record is from RefSeq and is a predicted model, not a curated record. NCBI's taxonomy places the organism in Eukaryota, Metazoa, Chordata, Mammalia, Diprotodontia, Phascolarctidae.
AUCUGGGCAUGAAAACAGCAGCUCCACCACCUCUCAUCCCACCCCAUCCCUUCCUCUCCCUGAGCUAAGAAACUCGGGUGUUUUGGUGCCCAGUCCAGGUCUGACCAGGAGCUCAGGCUCUGUUCUUUAAUGGCUCACUGAGCAGCCCAUCCCAGAUUUAUUAUCCUGAACCUUUCCUCCCCAGCUGUCAGAGAUCUAAUCAUCAAAUUUUAUCUUAAUAUCUAUGUUGGGGGUGAUAGGAGAGGAGGCAAGGAAGGGGAGCUAGAAAGGUGUAGAUGAAAGUCUAUGAGAACAAAUUGACCUCACCCUCUCCCCUGGAACCUCAGCUCCUUAUCUCCCCAUUCUAACAGUGGCUUUCCCUCCCUGGUACUUUUCCCUUCUCUUUUUCAGGGUAGGGGUGGAGGGAAAGAAGCUUGGUGUUCCAAUUGGUAGGUUCUGAAAAGAGCAUUUUCACCAGGGUGGUCUGUAUGUGUUGGACUGGGUACUCGUGGGCUCUGUCUCCACAGACACAGACCUAGAAGAGGGGGAGUCUGCAGUAAAGGGGGAUACCUGGAGACUGAGGCAGUAACGAGAACACAGUGGGUCGGCAAGGGAGCCUUGAGUCUUCCUCUUCCUUCCUUGUUCCCCUUAAGCACUAAUUCCUCAGCCUAACACUAGGCAGUGUCUGAGAGGACACUGCUCCUUGGACAUUGGGAAAAUUGCUAGAUGACCCUUAAAACACCCCCACUUCCCCAAUCCAAUUCCCCUCUCGAUCAGUCAUUCAAUAACCUUCAGGCAAAGGUAGAGGGAAGACACUAGGCACCACAUUAGAGUUAGAUGGAGUCCAAUUAUCUAUGGACCAUCAUCAUGUCCCUAGGAAAGAGGCCCGGUAGUAUUGUUCUUAACCCAGAAGUAAAAUCUGCAAUCAGAACUUUCCUCUCCUCCACCUUCUCUGUUUUCCUUUUCCUCUGGAACGCCUUCUCCCUGCCCUGUCCCUAUCCAGUUAUUUUCCCAGCUCCUCCCUCCACCAAGAGGACAGAAAUUCUAGUGUGUUCCCUUGGAGUAGUAGGGGGAGGCCAUCUACUUUGUCCUGCCCCACCUAUCACCAACCUUGACCAACAGGGAAGGGGUGGUGUCCCAUUACCACUUCACCCCUAAAGAUGUGGGUGUGGCUUGGGGCUGCUGGCAGAUAGAUAGAUGCAGUAAAGACAACAUAAAUUCAGAGCUGCCUGCCUCAAGAGACAGUCCCACCUCUUUCCAGCUUCCAUACCUGGCAGUCAUCUAUCCUGGCACUGCUGCUCAGGCCCAACAGAUAGGUGAUAUCCUCAAGAUGUCCACACCCAAUGUUUCCACCCUACUGCCUUUGUUCUUCUGGGCCAAUACCUGUAAUGGUGAAGUGCUAAGCAUGGAUGAUGCUGCAGUAACAACUGACUACCUGGCACUUAGAGUCAUAGUUGCCCUGGCCUAUGGACUGGUGGGAGUGAUAGGCCUCCUGGGCAACCUGGCUGUGCUAUGGGUGUUAGGUGGGUGUAAUCAACAAACCUCACAUCCAACAAGCGACACCUUCAUCUUCAGCUUGGCAUUGGCUGACCUGGGGUUGGCACUCACCUUUCCCUUUUGGGCAGCUGAGUAUGCUUUGGAUUUCCACUGGCCUUUUGGAGGCAUUCUCUGCAAAGUGGUUCUGACAGGCACUGUCCUCAGCGUUUAUGCUAGCGUCUUCCUCAUCACUACUCUCAGCAUUGUUCGAUACUGGAUGGUGGCCGUGGCUGCUGGACCAGGAACUUGCCUGUCAUCCUCACAAGCCUUUGGGACCAGCCUGGUAGCAUGGGUGGCUGCAGCUGCAGCAGCAGUCCCCACAGCAAUCUUUGGGGUUGAAGGUGAGGUGGGAGGAGUUCAACUGUGCCUGCUUCGCUUCCCUAGUAUUUGAUGGUUGGGCGCUUACCACUUACAGAAGGUCAUGCUGGCCUUUGUGGUACCUCUGAGUGUCAUAGCAAUGAGCUAUCUGAUGCUGCUGGCAUUCUUUCGGCGACAGCAGCUGAGGCAGAGGGACAGAGUGGUGUCCCACUCUAUCCGGAUUAUCAUUGUGUCCUUUUUCCUCUGCUGGUUCCCUAACCACGUUGUCAUAUUUUGGGGAGUCCUAGUGAAGUUCGACAUCGUGCCUUGGGACAGCACCUACUAUGCCCUUCACACCUAUGUCUCCCCUUUCACUGUCUGCCUGGCACGAAGUAACAGCUGCCUCAAUCCUGUUAUCUACUGCUUCUUGUGCCAGGAGUCCCAGCAGGCACUGGGCAAGGCCCUGAGGCAGCUGUGGGCACAGUUGCCUGGUGGGAGACGAGCCCAGCCAGAGCAAGUAGCCCUUCAAAAGAGGAGACAACAGGAGGUGGUGGACACCCAUAAGGGUGGGCUUUCCACCACUCUCACUAACAUGGAUUGGGGGGGUACAGAAACAAGAAGAUCUUCCCCCAUAUAAAUUAUAUUUCCCUCCCUUCCUAGCAUCUACAGGACACCAGACCCUGGCACCCAAGCCUGGGAAGGAGUUGUCCCAAACUCUGCCAGGCCAU